UUUGAAUCUAAAAUGUAGGUAUAUUAAUAUUGUAAUAUUUAUGAUAACGUGAAUAGAAAAUUGACUGAAGUCUAGCUCUUGGGUCAAAAAUCACACUAGCAAUUUUAAUUUCAAUUAGGAAAUAUUGUUCUAAAAACGUAUACUUAUGAAAAUUGUAUGUACUAUUUUACGAUCGAAAAAUAUCGAAUUAGUUUUUUUCCAGACCAAAGAGCUUGACUUCAACCAGAAAAUGCAUUUUGUAAAUUAUUUAGUUACUUUUCCACUAGGGUUUUUCUUCGGUAGUAAAGUAUUUUCGUCAGACAUAUCGACGGAAAUAAUUGGUACACUGUUAACAAAAAAUAAAAUAAACAGAGCGUUUGUGCGAGAAAAAUGACAAAACGUGUUCGCGGUUAGGCUGUUAAAACAAAAUAAUAUCGAUAUUUUGUUCCCUACGUAUGUCGUAUAGGUACCAUGCGUAUCGGCGGCGUCGUAACGAUCACCAAGUGGUAGUAGUGGUGGGACCGAUAGGCGGGUGAAUGAAUGUAACGGUACCGAUAACCGAAAGUGGGAACACUGGGGACGCAUGCGCGAAAACAGACGUGUAUUCGUCCGCUACCCGGUGUACUCAGGAGUUGAAUAGAGUUUUUUAUAACAAUACUUACCUGAAGAUUAGAGGGAAGGGGGUUGGGGACGAUCACCGCCCCCCAUCAAUUCAUUUGUUUGUGUAGGUAUUUGCUAUAUGCAUUGGUAUACACAUAUAUAUAAACAAACGAUAUUUUUUCACUCAAAUAAUUUUAAAUUCGAAGCGUAGCGGAAUAUUAUUCGGCCUUCCAAAAAAUGUAUAUCCGAAUUUCGCUCCGAAUCGUUUUUCGUUAGGAAUGGUUUAUCGUUGAUUACAAGUAUAAUAAAUAACUUUAUGUAUCCUAUACCAUCACAACUUAAACCACUUAACAUGGCUUCAUGUAAACUCAUACAAAAAUGACCGUUUUACCUGUAUUUAAAACAUAGUGUAAAUUCCUACACACUCCCUUUUUACUUGCCAAAAAUAGAUGAUGUAAUCUCCUACACAGACCUUUUUACAUUUUAGAUUCUAAGUGUGACGAGACAUGUUUAUUGAUUUUACAAUGAUGUUUAUUUGAGAUAAUUGUACCUAAGUGGGAAAAAAACGUACGAUUUUAUGAUUUUAUUAUUUUAAAUUAACAUGCACGACAUUUUAUACCAGAAAUAGUUUUCUAAUGGAAAAACGAUAAGAGACCGUUUUUAUUGCAUUUUAUAUGAAUAUUCGUAGAGACUUAUGAAUAUAAGAUAAUAAAAUGUAAAAUAAAAUUUAAUAAACAUAUUAAUUUAAUUUAAUUUAAUCCGAUACGAUUACCGGAAAUUCUCGAACAUUUCGAUAACGUAUACGUUAUUUCCGUAAAUUGGAAAUACAACAAUUUCCAUCUUUUAUUUUUGUAGUUUAUGACUGGUUUUUAUUUAUUUUAAAAUACCUUAUAUUACUUUUUAAAACUUUACAACUAUCUAGCGAAGGAGUUUACACUAUUUUGUAUAAGAGUUAACACUAUGUCAAUGUAGAAAAUUCCCUACUUUUAUAGGAGUUUGCUAUCCCUCCUUAACAUACAGUGGCCUCAUCCGUAUCAGCUCUUUGUCAUAUUUGUAAAAAUUGUUUAAAAAAAUAGGUAUUACUUUUUAGUAGGUACCUGAUGUAUGUUGUUUGUUUUGUUACGUAAUUAUUUAAUAAUAGUAUAAAACACAAAAUUAGUUUGUGUUUAAGACCUUCUAGGGAGUUUUAAAAAAUGGUAUGGUAUUAUGUAAAUUUGUAAAAAAAAGUAUACCUAAGGUACAAUAUGUUUUAUUUCAACUCCCAGGACACCAAGGAUUUUUUUUUUUUUUUUUGCGGAGGCUUGAGGACUAUAGCCCCCCUUCGCCUUCCUUGAGUUAAGUUAGAUACGUCACUGGUACUUACACUAGUACAAGGACACAAACAGGGGCGAAUAAUCCCAGUGUCUCGUCUUUUCUAACUAAAUGGGCCGUGGCUAUGGCGUAACGACCGUGAAAUGAGACAUAAAAGUUAAAUUUCUCUAGAACCGGCCUCAAUCUGCCUAUUAGUCCCUAGCACACAAUAAGGCAAUUCAGUCCUCCUAACUCUAGGUAACUAUUAAUUUGUAUCGUAUUAUGCAACGAUAUGGAAUGCUCGCAUUAAAAUAGUGAUACAAUUAUUUGCUACUUUAAUGUAUUUAAUUUUCUUUACUUAUUGUAUUCAUUUAAACAAUUACAAUUUAGAUAAGUACCUAGUUAAUCUAUAAUUUGUCAUGGUUGAACUAGAAGUACUCUUCUACAACAACUCAACUUUAAAUUAAACACCGAUUAAUAUUACUUUAUUAUUUAGGUAAUUGUUUUUUUCAAUUUCCUAGUAUUAUUUACAAGUACCUUACCUAUAAGAGGCUAUAAUGACUAUUUACAUUAUUUAAAAAACAAUACGUCGUAAAUACGUUACUUGUUUUACGUUGGCACCCGUUAUUUUAUGCGAUGGUUAAAUCAUGAGUGUACGGGUUGAAUCAUUUUAAAAUGUUUGAAAGUUAUUUAUUGGAAUACCUAUAGUUCAAAACCAUUGCGGAUCGUACCUACACGAGAACAUAUUUUGUACUUCAAAUAUUUAACUACUGAAUACUGAUUAUAAUUUCGUUGAAAUUUAUAGAAGUCAAAUUGGUAAAUAACACUAGUUUGAUUUUUAAAUAAAAACGAUGAAAUAAGAAUGAAAGUGGCAGACAGAAUGUAUUAUUAGGUGUAGUGCAAGUGCGUUAAGGUUAAGCUAGGAUUAGGAAUGAAUAUAAUAUACAAUGAUGUAAAUCAGAAAUUAUGGAUUAAGAUGAGGAGAUAUUUAGAGAUUGAGGUGUUAAAAGAAGGAGAAACGAUGAGAUAUAAUUAAGAAGAGAUGUGAGGGAUAAACGUUGACAGAAUACGAAAGUGCCUAGAGGAGAUACGAAAGCGCGUGUAAAGUAGUUAAAUGAGGAAGCAGUAAUGGUAGAAAUAAAGAGUAGUUGACCCGACUUGCGUGGGGCAAAUACGAAGUAGAAGAAAAAAAUAUAUGUAGUAUUUAUGUAUUUAUUCGACUUAUUAAUGGACAUUUCCAAAUACUUUGUAGGUGCUAUCGAAUAGUUUUCGGUAGUUUAAAUGAACUAUAGACUAUUUUUCUUUUCCAUAACUGAAUACCUAUUAUUAUUCGAAGAAAAAUUAUCGAAUAGGUAUUUCGAAAAACUAUUUAAUUGUAUAGACUAUAGGGAUUUCCAUAAUCGAAUUAAAACCAUUCGAAUCAUUUAUUUCCAUAAUUAAAUAUAAACUAUACAGGUAUCUAUUCGAAAAGUUUUUUUUCAUACCAAACAGUAUUCAAUCUAUUGAAAACGAUCAACUGUAGAAUUGAUAGUUCGAGAAUAAUUUGGCUGUACCCAUCACUUAUUAGUUAUUAUUCUUCUGAUAUUACAAUACCGACUCACUGUCUGCUCUGUCCGAGUGAUCAUAGAACGCGGACAUGCAGUUUAACCGGCAUAGUAUUAUCGCCGCACAAUGUAUUCAGUAAUUACCUGGUUAGUAAUAAUUAGUGUUUGUAUAGGUUGUACACGUCGCGAUAUAGCUAAAAGGAUUAGCACAGUAGGGAAAAUCAAAAUUUGGAAUGAAAUCUUAUUGAAAACCGGUGAAAUUUUGCCUUUUCCGAGUUUUGACACGUGCCCAUAGGUGCGUUUAUAGUUUUAUGGGUGUAUUAUAAUGUUGCUCGCUUAUAGAAUUAGCGUUAUAAAUAUCGGGUAUGACAGUCGCGUAUUAUGGGUCAAGUAUCGUUGUUCACGUUAUCGCAGUGGAUAUAUUAUCCAUAGACUACAUCAACAAGUUAACCAUCGCACCAGCGCUCUAUAUACCUAUACACAAUACACAUAGACAUGCCUUUACAGUGUGUGCGCGUGUUAUUAAUAUUAUGUAUAGGUCCAACCCGACUGACCCUGUUUAUGUAGAGCCAAUCAAUCGCGUGUCCCCCAGUCGUAUGCGAGCUCAGCUGUCCACUCCCCGCGGCUUGUCAACGACGCACACGGAUACAGCCAUUUUAUACAGGUAUAUUAAAAAAUAGCAGCACCCACGACGGCGCAUAAUAAUUAUACCUAUAACGGGUGACAUUAUUACCCGCUACGCCGUCGCUCGCCACAAACUCUCGUAUAGGUGACCGAUACCAUGCGAGCCCGUUGCAUUGGCGUGUUUGAAAAAAUAAAAAACAAAACAAAACGAAACGAAAUUAUUAUCUCAUUGUUCGACGCGUUCCGAUCGGCCGUGGACUGUCCGAAAAUAAUAUUAUGUUCCGUUGUUGUUUCUGUCGCCGUCGGGUGGUCGGAAAACCGCUUUCCGGCGGACAUCCGUCGUCGUCGGCCGACGCAGAGGAGGACGUCGUAACGCCGCCCCCGUUGCCGGCUGCGACCAAACGCAAAUACAAAUUUCACAACUCGUCGUUCGCGGGCUACCACAGCAAAAGAAACUCGAAAAACCGCAAACACAAUAAUAUUGUACCUCUGAAUCGAACCAUGUUCGUGGUGCCCGUGCACGUGCCGCCCGGGUACGCGUCAUCCGCUACGGUUAUAGAGUAAGGUCCCGCGUGCGUGUACCGUAAAUGAAUACCGACUAAAUUUAAAGAAGAAAAAUCUGUUCACAAGUUCGGUCCAAAAAAAAAAAAUUAUCGAAAAAAACGCCCAGUAAAUUUAUUUUCCGUGCAUCGGUCAAAUUUUCGAUUAUUCCAUUUUCUGUCGACGAAAUACGCCCGGUUCAGAGGCACGCGUUCGCGGACUUGAAUGAAUUUCAAAAAUAUCGGACAAUGUUACGGAGUUUUUAUAUUUGUACUUAACACAACGUCAAAAAAUCGGGAUUUCGAUAUUUUUUAAAUCCUUUUCGACGUCAUUUUAAUGUAUCGCAUAUUUUUACGGGAAAAUGAAAAUUUUGACCGUAUAAAAAGGGCAAAUGUAGUGGUGUUUUUUGGAUGUUUUGAUUUUUUUUUUUUCGGCCUUACGAGUCUGACUUCGUUAGGUCGUUAACUGGACUUGGACGAAACGUAAUAUUAGAAAUAGCGCGGGAAUAAAAGUGGCCAACCCGGUCAUUUUUGAGGCGUGAGAACGCGGGAUGAAGAGGAAUCGGAAAAUAUAAUAAUAUCAUGAUUUGACGUUGUAUUUUUACAGCAACUUCUAAAGUUUACCUACAAUAAAUUGCCGACGGUUUUUUCCAGUAUCGAAUCGUCCGUGAAAAUAUCAAGAGGGAUGUUUUCCGUGACCGUGGUGCCCGCCGCCGAAACGAGACGAGAACUGCGACAACCCAGCGCCGCGACGGAUGAUUCGAACGACGUCGUCGGCAAUAACAAGACGACGGACGACCUCGAGAACGAAAAAUCGAACGACGACGACGGCGGCGGCGCAAUAAAAGAAAUCCAAAUGGUCGACCUCAACCGGACAAUACGACCGAACGAUAGCGAAACGUUUUCGCAUCACACGACCGCGGUAAACGGUUUCGUCAAACCCAACGUUCAGCUAUACACGGUCACGACCAGCACAGACGAACGUCCCGUACAAUCGCAUAAUAACGAGUGAGUCACGUGCGUGUCGAAGUAAAGUUUUUUCUUGUUUCCGCCGUAUUUCGUUUUACACUCCAUGUGUAAUAGUGGGACUCACAGACCAUGGGCGGUCAAAUAAGGGGAGGGGGAGAGAGGUAGGACGUAUUCUCCCUCCAAUCGAGUAAUUUUUCUUAAAUAUUUAUAAUAAUAUAGUGAUUUUUCUUUUAUUACAUACUCAGCUAGUGCUCGAAUCAUUUUUCCGGUUAAAUUAUACAUAAAUUAAAAUGUUCUGCAACCUAUAUUUGGAAUUUUUAAGCGAAAUGUAAGACGACGAUUUUUGUGAGCACUUAGAUUUUUAACAACACGUAAUGAGUAUCCUGUGACAAUACCAACUUUGGUUUUUCUAACGAGAACCUAUCAGGGGCAUCAUUUUCUCACGGGAUGCAAAACGAAUAGGUAUUGAAAAUUCAUUAACAAAAACCACUCGUUUUAAUCGCGUACCACAUACAAGACACAACUAAUACAUUACCAUGUAAAAUUUAAUUUUUCAAUUAUAAAAUAUUAAUAUUAAUUUUUGAUAUACAUACAAUAUUCAAAAACCAUAAAUGAUGGUAAAUGAAGAAAGGUAGUACUGUUUGUUUAAAUUGCUCAAACUACAUUAAACAGUGUUGUGUAGGUGUAUAAAGUAUAAUAUUUUUUAAUAAUAAUAAAAUAAAAAAUUUACUAAUCCAUACGUUAUAAGUUUAUAACCAACAAAUAUUAUAUUAUUUUUGCUGUGUUUAUAUCUUCUUUUACUGAUUAAAUAAGAUAAAAAAAGAUCAAUAACGAAAUCGGUGCUAAUCUAUAAAGAUAUUAAACUUCAGUUUCAUAUUUAUGUGAUUAUCGUUAAACUAUUGUGAUGUGAUUUUUGCUAAAUUAUUAUAUUACAAAUUAAAAUUCAAUGAAAUUACCUGCAAUUACAUAUUUUCAAUAUGUUAAAAGAAAUGUAUGGGAUGCAUUUACAUACCCUUGCAUUCCGUAAAUGACCUAAAUGGAACCUAUAUGUUUUAAUAUAAAAUUGGCAUUUACAUGAUUUGUCUGAAAAUCUUGGUGUAAUUCAAUCGAAAUUUGAACGAAAAAUGUCAGAAUUAUUCUACUUUAAGUACUAAAGAAUAACAAAUGUACUAUUCAAAACAAGAAAUUAUCUGUUCACAUGAAACAGUUAGCAUCCAAUCACCGCAAAAGACUAGGUAGGUAGGUGCCUAUCAUCCUAUUAAUAUUUAAAGCAGAAUAACUCAGAAACAUUUCGUUUAAAUUUGGAUUACAAUACGUCAAAAUGUUGAACAAAAAUCAUUAAUUUGCAUAAUUUUUUUUUAUCAAAACAUGAUUCUUAUUUGAAUAACCAAUGCUAUUAUUACAGGAUACUCCUUAAAAUUACUAUACAACAUUUAAUGUUGCGAAAAAUCAAAGUACUCAAAAAUUUUCUCGUUCACUGCACUUAAAAAUUCGAAAAAACAGAAUUUGAAUUUAUGCAUAAAUCAUCCAUACAAAUGGGCUGAGCAUGCUUAAAAAUUAUCCUGCAUAUUUUACUAUAUCUUCAUAGGUAUAAAAAAAGAUUAUUUAAAUAAUAAUUGUUAAUUAUCCCUAUUUUCCCAUCCCAUUGGCACAAUAUAGACUUAUAUCUAAAUCUAGAUAUACGUAAACUGUAUCAAAUCUAGUCGGAACAUUCAAUGCAAAAACACGUCCUGGUAGGUGGAGUUUACUUACUGGAGGUAAGAUACUAAACGAAGUGUUUUAUUAAUUGACUGUUUCUGAAGUGCAGAGUUGCUCUAUCUCUCUCUCAUACUAUAGUCUAUAUUUCUAUAAUAUAUCAGUCCAUUUAUUUAUCUCGUGCUUUUCUUAUUCUCAUAAUAUGCCGUUUGAGUAAAAUCAAUAAUGAAUAUUUGGUAGUACUUUUGAUGUACCUACUUCAAUCUGAACUUUCGUAGGGGGGUUUAUAACUUGCAAAUUAGGAGACAGGUUUUAAGGUCUCAAAAAACUAACCACAUUUCUCAUGAUGUAUGGAAAACUCCAAGCAAUAAUUCCUAUGAAUAAAUCAUUAAUUGGGCUUUUUGGUUCAUUUAGUAAACCCAUAGCUGAAGUCAAACCCACAACCACGAUGACGACUGUAAAACGGACACCGACGGAAAGAAGAAAAUCUAUCGCGGGAUCACAGUUAUUAUCAAAAAAACAAGAAAAACGACCGAGCGAAAUUGGACCGAAUUUAACUCCGUUCAACGAACCGCAAAAAGCUUUGCAAUUAGUUUCUGUUCAGAUCAACAGCCCGGAAUGGUUGGUAUCUAUCUAUAUAAAUUGAAAAUCGUGUUAUUACGAAGACGAUAGCGUUACUCACAGUACUGAAUACUUAUCUACCGAUUUGUUUUGUACAGGGAAGCGGCUGUCACCGGAUUACAAAAUAUUUCGCGGUUGUCCAUGUUUCACGGAAAAGAAUUGCGUCCAGGUUCUUUACAGCCAUUCGCUCGUACUGUAGCCAAACAUAUAAAAAGUCUUAGGUCCCAAGUGGCUCGGGCAGCGUGCACGGCUGUACAGAAAAUGUUUUCCCACGUACCCAGAUCGGUUGAACCGGUAAGCAUAUGUACAGUAUGGCGGUUAUUUUUCUAAAUUGAACGGUAUAAUAUUUAUUAUUAUUAUUUUGAUAUAUAUUGUUCUGUACUCGAGCCAACUUUGGCGUUUAUUUCAAUAAAUAAAAAAAGACGUUAUAGGAUAAUGGGGACGGGUGCAGCCACUGUUAUAGAUAAUUUAGUAUAUACCAUUGCUUACGAAAAAACGAUUCAGAGCGGAGUUCAGUUGAUAGUGAUGUUUUGUUAACAAUAUACAUGUCAUUUUAUAGUAAAACAAAUAGGCUUUAUAUAAUUUCUUUAAUAAUAUUUAUUUAAUGUUGUACCGAUUUUCCUAUUUUUUCCCGGUUUUCCCAGGUUUUAUCCCGGUUUUCACAUAUUUGCUGGGAAAAUCGAAAAAUGACCUAUCUGAAGUACCUAACGAGUGAAAUUUCCUUUUAGAAACAUUGCUAUCAUUAAAAGUUGGAGCAAAAUUGCAGGUAGAAAAGUUGUGCACAAAAAAAGAGAAGGUCGUGAUAUAUUUUAAAUAAUACCUACAUUUCUUAUAUUUUCCCGUUUUUUUUUUUUUGGUUUUUCAAAUUUGACGAGAAAAAUUUUGAGAAAAUCUAAAAAUGAUCCGAGAAAGUCUUCUGGUAGAAAAGUCGCGCACAGAUAAAAAAAAAAAAAAUAUCUUUGUAAUACCAUAAGCUUAUUCGCUCCACUCAGAAUCUAAAAUAAAAAUGAAUAAUAGGAUGCCGAGGAAAUCGCUUCGGCACUGUUCCCGCGCACGGCUGAUACCAACAAAUUUCUACGAAUCCAAAGCGCCGAAGCUCUCAACGCAAUGGUCGACAAUGUAAAUCCUAUUAAAUGUGUACACGUAAUCACGUCCAAAGGCAUUAAGUAUGUCACUUUUAGUAUCGUCGUGGAAGUAUAGCAUUAAAAAAUAUAAUUUAACCUUUUUUUUUUUUUACAGACACGGAAACCGUAUGGUCCGUGCCGAAGCGUGCCGUCUCUUGGCAAGAGUAGUCGAUAAACUUGGAGUCAACGGAACACUUCAUUUGCCAACGGAAUCUAGAGACGCUGUGAUAACUGCCGCCACAAGUAUGGUGAUUGAUAACACACCUACUUCUCGGUAAGUGUAUGACAGACCGUGGCUAUUUUAUAAAUGCCUUUGUAGUACAUAAUGUACUAAUGUAUAAAAAUCUAUAAUCAAAUUGAAAAAAAAAAAAAAUGCACAUUAUGGUUUAAAUUAUUUUAAUUACCAAAUGUCUAGUGGCUCGGUCACUAGAAUUGAUACUUACAAAAUCCUCAAUCUCAAACAAUAUCCUGUCCCAAAACUAGCACACAUAUACAGAAUGAUUUUUUUAUCAUGAUAGAAUCAUUUAAGCUUUUUUUUAAAACUAUUUUUAAUUUUUUAACCCUACUCCAUGUACCUUAAAUAAGUGCAUACUUUUAAUUUUCUAAUUGAAACUCCCCCCCCCCUUUGAAUACAGAUAUGAAUAGAGAAUAUUUUUCUAUAGAUAGGUAAUUUAUAACCCUUAUCUACUCCUCUGGUCUAAACUUUAAUCUGUUAUAACUCAUAAACAAUAAAUCUGAUAUUAGUAUUAUGCAUAUCAAAAUUUCCAAAAAAAUAUUCUCUAUUCAAAUUUGUGUUUAAAAAGGGGGGAGGGUUGUCCCUAUUUGAAAAUCAAAAGUAUGCACAUAUUUAAGGUACAUGGAGUAGGGGUAAACAAUUAAAAUUGGUUUUAAAAUAAAGCUUAAACGAUUCCAUAAUGAUUAGAAAAAACACAAAUCAAAUUCACGUAAAAUAUUUUGAAGUAAUUGCUGGUUCUUGAUAAAAAAAAUCACCCUGUAUAACCUCCUGGUAGAUAAUAAUUGAACAAAUUAUUUUUUUGUGACAAUAUUUAGACAAGCUGCUCAACAUAUACUAGCAAAAUUGAGCGAAGAUCCGAGAGGUGCAGCGUUAAUAUCAUCAGCGGCUUCACCAAAUGUGAAAGCUACAUUAAAUAAAUCACUGUCAAGGAUAUUUCUUAAGUGAAAUUUUCUUUUUGAUCGGUGAAUUUAUUAAAAUAAAAAAUUAUAUGAAUGAUUAUAUUUUGUAUCAUCUAUAUUAAAAUAUUUUUUUAAUUGUUUUAUUAAGAAUAUUUUGUUUAUUUAUUUACAAAAAUUCUCAAAUAUAUAUUAUAUAAAUUUGCUUAUGAUUAUAAUUUUGAAUCAUAUCAAUAUAAACAAUAAAGGAAUACUAUGAAUAAGUAUACAAUUAAGUAAGUUGAUAACAAAAUAGUAAAUUAAUUAAAUAAUAGGAAAAUAAAUAAAAUACACAUAAAAAGUAUAUAAUGUAACAUUAACCAGUUGCAUGGUUACAAAAUUAUCUUAUUAGGCCACCUGGAAUAAAUAUAUUUUUCAACCAAAAUUCAUAAAAAAAAAAAAUUUAAAUGUUUAAGAUUCAUAAUAUGAAUUAUUUAAGAUUUGUACAGUUACGACCAGUGACUGGUUAAUUAAAUAUUUUACUUCGUUUGGUUAAUGACAUAAAGCGUUCUUUUUUUAAAUACCUAAAAUUAAAGUGUUUAUUUAUUUUUUCAUUUUAUUGUAGUUUUGACCGUUCAAUAGCUGUGUUAUGAUCAUCCUGAAAAAAUAUACAAGUUUAAAUUUUUUUAUCAACUUUCUACAAUAUAGUCAAGUAAGAAAUUAAAACUAGAUUCAAAUUAUUUACCUCACUGUAAUCCAAAAUUGGUACGGUUCUAAAAUAGGUCAAAUUUAAAAUUAAUAUUUAUUUUGCAUAAAAUGUAUGGGUAGCGACAAUAAUUCAAUACUCACGUUUCAUAUAAUGAACCUGGUAUGUUUUCUUCAACCCAUUUUAAAUCAUCAUCCUAUAAAAUAUUAAUAAAACAUUAAAUAUAAUUUAGUUAUACACAAUAUAGUUGUUAGUUUUAAAUGAUUUAGUUAAAACUGACAUGUUGCGUUUGACUUUUUGUGCUACUACUAUUUGAAGCAGGAUAAUCUUUGUAUGGUAUCACAUUAGAAUUUUGAUUAGACGAAUUGGUUGUAGAGGUCCUCAUCUUAACAUCUAAAAUAAUUGUAUUAAAUAAAAAAAUAUAUAUAUAUAUAUAUAUAUAUAACCAAUUUAUAAUAAUAGUAAAAAAAUAUAACCAUUAUAAGUUUCUUUAAUAAAUAAUUCUGUUUCAUCUCUGUCAUCAUCUGGAGCAUCCAACAAUGGUGUAAAAGCAUAUCUAUAAAUAAAAUU
This is a messenger RNA of Cinara cedri, 11371 nucleotides long. The record is from the annotation of a GenBank genome assembly. Lineage: Eukaryota; Metazoa; Arthropoda; Insecta; Hemiptera; Aphididae.